Messenger RNA from Lycium ferocissimum, 1212 nucleotides. RefSeq lists its product as uncharacterized. The record is from RefSeq and is a predicted model, not a curated record. Bases 1 to 1212 code for a protein of 403 amino acids. NCBI's taxonomy places the organism in Eukaryota, Viridiplantae, Streptophyta, Magnoliopsida, Solanales, Solanaceae. The transcript has a single exon.
AUGGAUUUUGGUGGUGGGUAUUGCCCCAAAAGGGGAAAAAACAAGGGGAAUCAUUUCCCUGGUGUUAAAAUUGGGUUGAAUCAAGAUGCCCUUUUGAUUAUUAAGUUACCUGAUUCGAGGGCUUUAAGGAUUAUGUCUCGGUCGUUGUUCUUGGCAAUGGUUCUUCUCAUAUUGCCUUCAAUUGGGUCCAUACUAAGAGGCUCAAUCGAUGUAAUUGACGUGAAUUGUGAUGAGAGGGACUUUAACAUGUUGCAUAAUCUUUUUCGCGAUUUGGCUGAUGAAGGCCUUGUUAAAAAGAGCCACAAAGGGCUCUUUUUGAGUUCUGAGAAUGAUCAUUUGGUGAAAGAUUUGGAUUCGUUGAAUGUCAAUGUGGUUGAUCCGGAUAUGGAUAAUGAGAAUUCAAUUCCAAAUGAGACGUUCGACUUUGUAAUUGCAUCGACUGAAUGGAACAGUAAGUUUGUUGAUCGCGUGCUUAAAAUUGGUGGCAUUGUUGUAACUCAAUUGAGCAAUGAUCCUUUAGCUGAGCUUAAAGCUCUAGCAAACUAUAGAAUUGUGUAUAUUCGACGAUUUGACAAGACAAUGGUGGGAAUAAGGAAGAUUGGGAUACUAAAUGAUGAGCUGAAUUCGCGAAAAAAGGACAUUCUUUGUGGAACCACGCCUGAGGCUAAGAAAGUUGCAUUGAAAGGAUUGGAGGAUGUGUUGUUGGAGCCACCAAAAAGGGCAAUGUUGAAAUCGUUUUCAAGGAAGAUGAAGUUUCUUCCUGAGUUGUUAGGUGAUUCGCUUGAGAGUUACCCACGAAGAGUUUUCGUUUCUGAUGAGAAAAAUGGUGUAGCAGAAUGGUUUAAGAGGAAUUACCCUGCAAAUGAUCAAGAUUUUGAGAUUUACAACUUGGAUGUCAACAUCCAUGAGUCAGAUGAAUCGGAGAAAGGGGUGGCCUUACUUGGGGCGGCAGAAUGGUUGAGCAAAAAUGUGAAGGAAGAGGACUAUGUUGUAAUGAAAGCAGAAGCAGAAGUGGUGGAGGAGAUGAUCAAGAAGAAGACAAUAUGUUUGGUGGAUGAGUUGUUCUUGCACUGCAAAAACCAAUUGGAAGUUGAUAAUGAUGAUGAUGAUGAAGAGGAAAAUGGAAGCCAGAAGAGGGCUUAUUGGCAAUGUUUGACAUUGUAUGGGAAGUUGAUAGAUGAAGGGGUUGCUGUGCACCAAUGGUGGAGUUGA